Messenger RNA from Adineta ricciae, 459 nucleotides. The record is from the annotation of a GenBank genome assembly. Lineage: Eukaryota; Metazoa; Rotifera; Eurotatoria; Adinetida; Adinetidae.
AUGUAUUGGCAAAUUUCGAAAGAUUUUCUUUCUUUAUUUACUCGACCAAAUUGUCAAGACAAUCAUUUCGAUUCUAUCGAUGGAUUUCGAUCAAUCGCAAGUCUUUUAAUAACAUCAUUACAUAUCGUUGGAAUCUUCAGUACAUUACUACUUCCAUAUCCGAACAUUGAAUGGCAAACAUUUUUACACAGUGUUGCAUUCGCUUUGAUAAAUUUAAUGAGUUUUUCUUUGGAAAUCUUCUUUAUGUUAUCAGGUUUCUUAUUAACCUAUAAAUUAAUUUCGAAAUGGAAUCGAAAAUGGUUAAAUUACGAAGAUUUUCUUGUGAAAGAAUAUCCUCUGCUGGUGAUAAAACGAGCUUUUCGAUUUCGGCCCAGUCGGCCUGCGCGGGGAGAUGGUGCGCCACGUCGAGGCGGCGCAGUUCGGCGAUGUCGUGAUUGCGGGGCAUAUGAAAACUCCUGA